This is a messenger RNA of Colletotrichum paranaense, 645 nucleotides long. RefSeq lists its product as uncharacterized. The transcript is spliced from 2 exons. NCBI's taxonomy places the organism in Eukaryota, Fungi, Ascomycota, Sordariomycetes, Glomerellales, Glomerellaceae. The record is from RefSeq and is a predicted model, not a curated record. Bases 1 to 645 code for a protein of 214 amino acids.
AUGAAGGAUGGAGGAGAGGAGGAUGAACUGUGGACAAUGGCAGAAAACAUCGCAAAGUGCCAAUGGCAAGAACCUCGCCUCCGAAACUUCCCCUGUCACCCAAUGAUCCGCCCAUUCAGACUUCACUCCUUCUUCCCCUUCCCAAGAUCCCAAGUUCCCAAGUCUGAGUCUGUCCUGCCACCCCUUCACCCCUGCUUGGCCGCGCAAGCCUCAUCUCUGGAUGCUACCUCUUUUAGAGCCCACCAGCGUGGCCCCCCGCAAGGCUCACCGGCGCCAGGGGCUACCCUGAGCCGCCAUUUCGACGACGACGACGACGACGACCACAACCACGGACUGCAACUUCCUCCCAGCCCAAACCUCGUCCGCUCACUACACCUACACAGUACUCCGUUCUCGCGGGUUUCAAUCCGCGGGUUGCCCAGUGUAACGACGACAUCGCCGCUUGCAGCAAACUUCACCUCAUCGACGGAACGACACUCUGCUAUCUUCCUUGAACCCACCAUCAUCCAACUUCAACCACCUCAGAAUAGCGAGAACAUGUCACCAUCAAGUAACAUCAUCUCGUCGAUAACACCGUACCGUCAUCCGGAGAUUCGCCGCCAUCGCCGGAUCUCCAUUUUUGUUCGUCUCCCAUGGCCGGAAUAG